Messenger RNA from Neohortaea acidophila, 946 nucleotides. RefSeq lists its product as uncharacterized. The transcript is spliced from 4 exons. The coding region runs from base 157 to 849 and encodes 230 amino acids. The record is from RefSeq and is a predicted model, not a curated record. Lineage: Eukaryota; Fungi; Ascomycota; Dothideomycetes; Mycosphaerellales; Teratosphaeriaceae.
CUUACCUGGAACUCGGCCAUCCGAAUACAAGGGAAUCUGCACCGGCAAUGACGAGCAUCGCUUUUCUCUGCAACAGUGAGAGUCCCAUCGCUAGCAUGGAAUUGUCUGUACACCCGUCUCGAGGGCAUCGAGACCGUCAAACACUGCGCCGGUCGAAUGGUUGAGGUGAGGCUGAACGCCGAUCGGCCAAGAGAAGAGCCCCGGGGUCGUUUCGAGCGUGGCAGGCGUCAAGAUGUCAGUCGUCUCGAACACCGAGGCAAUCCAAUUCACAUCCGACAUCCCAUCAUCACGUGCACCUCACUCAAAAACACGCCUCGAGAUCCAACCAUGUCGCUGGCCAAUGACGAGCAGCACCCCACGUCCAUUGCCUCGCUGCUGCGAUCGGUAGGCGGCUGGGUCGCCCCGAGUGGCCGCGGAAUCUUCAUGUUCAAUAUGUUGACGAGCAACAUGGCUUCCGCGGCUCUCGGGGGUGUCACCACCGCGUAUCUUACAGCCUGGGUAGGCCCGCUGGCAGCUGUGGGCUUCACCAUCGGCUCCUGCAUAGGCUUCGUGAGCAGCGCCAUCUUCUACUGGCGAUCUGCGCAGGCGCUGGCAAUGAAGGCCUUUGACGACUUUCCCGAGCUCAUGAUGCUCCAUCUCAUCCGCAACUACCGCACACAAGGCUUUGAUAAGAUUCCCAUCAAGACCAGCAAGGACAGGUUGGCUUUCAGGAGCAGGCUGCAGAAUGAAUUGUCCUUGAGAUGCCUGCUGAUGGCCGCGUGGCACACGGCCGCGCCGGCCAUCGAGGAAGUGUCCUCAAGGAGAGAAGCGGCUUUGGUUGAUAGGUUAACCAGCGUCGAGGAGGAUUAAAAAGGGAGAAAUGCACUCGAGCGCGUGCAUAGCACACAUCCCAUAGUCAUCUCAAAGCCUUGCGUUACGGCGAGACGGAUCAAAGUGACAGUUUGAG